This is a messenger RNA of Pyrus x bretschneideri (Chinese white pear), 1257 nucleotides long. RefSeq names its product 18S rRNA (guanine-N(7))-methyltransferase RID2. Gene Ontology annotation, molecular function: rRNA (guanine) methyltransferase activity. Gene Ontology annotation, biological process: rRNA (guanine-N7)-methylation. Bases 87 to 959 code for a protein of 290 amino acids. The transcript is spliced from 8 exons. Gene Ontology annotation, cellular component: nucleolus. Lineage: Eukaryota; Viridiplantae; Streptophyta; Magnoliopsida; Rosales; Rosaceae. The record is from RefSeq and is a predicted model, not a curated record.
UGUCUCUCUCUCUUGGCUUUCAUCUCUCCCCCUGUCGCUCCUGCAUUUCGUUGGGUUCUCGCUUAACGCACAAGAGAAAAACAACCAUGUCUCGGCCGGAGCUGCAAGCUCCACCUGAGAUUUUCUACAAUGAAGACGAAGCUCGCAAGUACACCCGCAAUUCCCGAAUCAUGGAAAUUCAGUCGGAGCUCUCCCACCGAGCCCUCGAGCUUCUUGCUCUCCCCGACGAUGGCGUCCCCAGGCUGCUCCUCGACAUUGGUUGUGGGUCGGGGCUCAGUGGAGACACAUUGUCGGAGAGUGGGCAUCAGUGGAUUGGUUUGGAUAUUUCCCAGUCGAUGCUUGAUGUGGCAUUGGAGAAUGAGGUUGAGGGUGACCUUCUGCUAGGGGACAUGGGUCAGGGCUUAGGACUUCGUUCAGGAGUUAUUGAUGGAGCGAUAAGCAUCUCAGCCGUUCAGUGGUUGUGCAAUGCUGAUAAGUCCUCACAUAAUCCACGAUUACGAUUGAAGGCUUUCUUUGGAUCAUUGUACAGAUGCUUAGCAAGGGGUGCAAGAGCAGCGUUUCAACUUUAUCCUGAAAACCUGGACCAGCGCGAGUUGAUUUUGAGUUCUGCUAUGCGUGCUGGAUUUGCAGGGGGUGUUGUUGUUGAUUAUCCCAACAGUUCCAAGAAACGAAAAGAAUACCUUGUCCUCACUUGUGGUCCACCAUCUAUUAGCACUUCUACUCCCAAGGGAAAAGGUGAAGAUGGCGAGGGUUCCUCUAACGAUGAGAGUAGUGAAGAUGAAGAAAAUCAGACAGUUUCAAACUCAGACAGGCACAGGCCGAGGAAAAAGCAGAAGACAAGUAAGAAAGGCAAGGGAAGAGAAUGGAUACUAAAGAAGAAGGACCAAAUGAGAAAAAAAGGAAAUGUUGUUCCCCCAGACACAAAAUACACAGCUCGGAAACGGAAGGCUCGAUUUUGAUCUUGCACGAGGCCUAUAUUGUGUCAUUUAUGAGUGAUGGCCUUAAUGUUUUCUUUACAGUUUAUACAGGCGUCUACGAAGGCAUUACAUUCCCUUUAGUGCUCGAAAAUACUGGCUUUUAAAGCAGUUUUUAUACAGAUCUCGCCGGGCAACGGAUUGAUAUCUCAUUCACUCUUGUAACCUUAACUAGUUUGAGAAAAGAGACUUUAUUCUGUUCCAAGAGGUAUUUGUUUAUUUGUUUGUCCGCUAAACUUGUAAGGAUUAGUCAAUUUCUCCUCGUAAUUUUAAUUCUGGCCAA